AUGAAGACCACCAUCAUUUUGUUCCUGGGCAUCCUGGCCCUGUGUGCCCAGCUGCAGGCAGCCCCUGCGACUGCUAGGGACAAUGCGAAAGCCGGCGUGUGCCCGAGCCCGGCGAUGGAUGCGGUGAACUGCACGGUCGGGUGCCAGUCCGAUGGCGACUGCGAGAGCACCCUCAAGUGCUGCCCGGCAGCCUGCGGCAAGGCCUGCCAGAAGCCUGACGAGAAGCCUGGCACCUGCCCACCCGUCAACCCGGGCAUCCCCAUGCUGGGCGUCUGCACCAACCAGUGCAAGACCGACGCCAACUGCUCUGGGAUCCAGAAGUGUUGCAGGAAUGGCUGCGGCAAGGUCUCCUGUGUGACACCCAUCCACUGAGGUGCAGCCGCCUCCUGCCAGCCCAGCCACGGGGAAGCUGCUGCCCGAUGCCCAUCCUGGAUGCCCUGGCCCUGCACCAUCACCCCCUGUCUUGGAGCCUUCAGCCUCAGUUUUGUCCCUGGGGUUCUCUGCUCGGGGUGAGCCCCCUGCACUCUGCACCAAUAAAGCAGCUUCUCCCUGUCA
Cyanistes caeruleus (blue tit) is the source of this 555-nucleotide messenger RNA. The record is from RefSeq and is a predicted model, not a curated record. NCBI's taxonomy places the organism in Eukaryota, Metazoa, Chordata, Aves, Passeriformes, Paridae.